Messenger RNA from Populus trichocarpa (black cottonwood), 2745 nucleotides. RefSeq names its product purple acid phosphatase 15. The transcript has 7 exons. The record is from RefSeq and is a predicted model, not a curated record. The coding region runs from base 297 to 1985 and encodes 562 amino acids. NCBI's taxonomy places the organism in Eukaryota, Viridiplantae, Streptophyta, Magnoliopsida, Malpighiales, Salicaceae. Gene Ontology annotation, molecular function: metal ion binding; acid phosphatase activity.
UAAUAAAUAUAUAUAAGCAAAUGACACCCCGCCUACUCUCCCUCCAAUCCAUCUUAUGAUCCUUGUUACCCUGUCUCUUCCUUCUUAACGAUCUCUCUCCCCCUCUGAAUAUAUAAAUACAGAGACCACUAUUCAUGUGCAAGGUUAAGGGCGGCGCUUCCAUGUUCUUGAAUUAAUCCUCUUCUGUUCAACUUAGAAUCCUUUUGCCACCUUUGUCCCUCUUCUGUGACAUUUAUUCACAAUCUUGCAUGCAUUUGGUAAAAACAUAAGUUUCUAUUGAACCCUGGAGUUAAUUCAUGGGUUUGGUUUCAGUGCUACUGAUCUCGUUUUGUGUUCUGUCUAUAAGCAUGAUCGGCACUGAUAAUAUUGUUGUUGGGAUACCAACAACUCUUGAUGGACCCUUUAAGCCAGUGACUGUCCCUCUUGAUAAAACUUUUAGAGGACAUGCUGUGGACUUGCCUGAUACAGACCCUCGAGUGCAAAGGGUUGUUCAAGGUUUUGAGCCUGAACAGAUUUCUGUGUCCCUCUCUACUACUCAUGACUCUGUUUGGAUUUCUUGGAUUACAGGGGAUUUUCAAAUUGGGGAUAGAAUAAAACCAUUGAAUCCUAAAACUGUUGCUAGUGUUGUUCGAUAUGGAAGGUUAAGAAUUCCACUUAUUCACAAAGCUACUGGUUAUUCCCUUGUUUACAACCAGUUGUAUCCUUUCGUAGGCCUCCAGAACUACACUUCUGGGAUCAUACACCAUGUCCGUCUUACAGGGUUAAAACCCAACACACUUUAUCAUUAUCAAUGUGGAGAUCCUUCAAUACCAGCAAUGAGCAGUACAUAUUACUUUAAGACUAUGCCGGCUUCAGGCCCCAAGAGUUACCCCAGCAGAAUAGCAAUAGUGGGGGACCUAGGUCUUACGUACAAUACAACCUCAACAGUUGAUCACGUGAUUGGAAACAAUCCUGAUCUUAUUUUACUGGUUGGAGAUGUUUGUUAUGCUAACUUGUACCUUACCAAUGGAACUGGGGCUGAUUGCUACUCCUGCUCUUUUUCUCAGACUCCCAUUCAUGAAACCUAUCAGCCUCGCUGGGAUUACUGGGGAAGAUAUAUGCAGCCUGUGACAUCUAAAAUUCCAAUAAUGGUGGUAGAAGGAAACCAUGAGAUAGAAAAACAAGUUGAAAAUCAGACAUUUGUUGCUUAUAGUUCUCGAUUUGCGUUCCCAUCCAAGGAAAGUGGAUCAUCCUCCACAUUCUAUUACUCUUUCAACGCUGGUGGGAUACAUUUCAUAAUGCUGGGUGGCUACAUUGCCUACAACAAAUCAGCGCAUCAAUACAAGUGGUUGAAGAAAGAUCUUGCCAAGGUUGACAGAAAAGUGACCCCAUGGUUGGUGGCUACCUGGCACCCUCCUUGGUACAGCACCUACAAGGCGCAUUAUAGAGAAGCAGAAUGUAUGAGGACAGCAAUGGAAGAUUUGCUUUAUCAGUAUGGUGUUGACAUAAUCUUUAAUGGCCAUAUACAUGCCUACGAGAGGUCUAACCGGGUAUACAACUACACUUUGGAUCCUUGUGGUCCUGUUCAUAUCACCGUCGGUGAUGGUGGAAACCGAGAGAAGAUGGCCAUUGCACAUGCUGAUGAACCCCGUAACUGUCCUGAUCCAUCCACUACACCAGAUGAGUACAUGGGCGGUUUCUGUGCAUUCAAUUUUACAUCAGGACCAGCAGCUGGAAAAUUCUGCUGGGACCGGCAGCCAGAUUAUAGCGCAUACAGAGAAAGUAGCUUUGGUCAUGGGAUUUUUGAGGUAAAAAAUGAGACUCAUGCUCUGUGGACAUGGCACCGAAAUCAGGACAUGUACAAUUCUCCUGGAGAUCAGAUUUACAUAGUAAGGCAGCCUGAGAGGUGCCCAACUGAACCAAAGGUAACUAAGCUUUGGAGAAUCUGGAAAACGAAGCUCAUAACUGAAUACAUAGCAAAAUCUAGACUGCUAUUUUAUAUGUAAAUGCAAGCAGAUGCCAACCAGGGAGCCCUAACACAUAUAUCUACACCAUCUAUUGCAUGUGUAUUUCUUUUUUAUGGAAAUACACAAGAACAUGUUAUCUUUUAUUAUCCACUGCAACUUGAUCUUUCAUGCAUUAUGGCAUUAUUUUUUUUCCCAGAAGGGGAAAGGGUAAUAAGCCAACAUACAGCUGAUAAAAGUUUUAUUGUUAGUAAGACUCCACUUUUAUAUGAAAAACAAAAAAGGAAAGAGUUUCAUAUUUCUUAGUUAUCGAGGCAGAAAUAAGCCAGGUGUUUGUGACAUUUCAACAGAUAAGUUUUUUUCUCAUUGCUUUGCAACACUCACUGCUUUAUAUUCUGGAACAGCACUUUUAAUCUGCCUUGUCUAAGAAUUCCCCAUGCCCAGAAUCAUGGAAGAUUGUCUACUUACUUUUCUCGUCUUAACUAGAAGGUUUCCCACAAGUGCUGAGAUCAAGAAGCCUGUGGCGCAGACAGACGAAAUGAGGAGCAUCAGUGCAUUGAUCGAUCGAUCGAUCGAUCUGAUUUCUAAAUGGAUUUCCAGAGUCUGCAGAGUUAAAACAUACAUGUAACACAAUAACAAAAACAUUUAUAUUCCUUAUCAUUCAAUAAUUUCUUUUAUAAUUUAUAUUACAAGAAUAUAGGAAAGUCACCUUUAUCACUGUUCAUCGCCUGUAACCCAGAAAUCUUGAUGUGUUUAUGUGAAGAAUUCUAAUCAAAGAUGUGAGAAGUUAUCACAUUUUCCA